AUGACAAACAGCGUGGCUAAAACAGGCGACAGACAGACACAAGAUACACAACAGCAGUCACAACAACAACAGCAACCAAAAGAGCAGCAGCAGCAGCAACAACAACAGCAGAAACAACGGCAGCCAAAGCAAAAGCAGCCACAACAACAACAGCAGCAGCAACCAAAGCAGCAAGAACAACAACCAAGGCAACAACAGUAACAACAACAACAGCAGAAACAACAACAGCAACUAAAGCACGAACAACAACAACAACAACAGCAACAGCCAAAGCAGCCACAGCAACAGCAGCAACAGCAGCUUCAGCGGACACGCUUUGUGAUUUCGCUCGGCCGCGUUGUCUUUGUCAUCGACAUGCGAAACAAAUGA
Molecule: messenger RNA, 369 nt
Organism: Drosophila nasuta
Lineage: Eukaryota; Metazoa; Arthropoda; Insecta; Diptera; Drosophilidae
Product: ataxin-8-like
Exons: 2
Source: RefSeq, a predicted model, not a curated record